GACGAAGCAGCCGUUGACGAAGCAGCCGUUGACGAAGCACCCUUUGGCGAAGCACCCCUUUGCUGCGUUGCUGCGGCUCCCCCCCCGGAAAGGAUGUCCCGAAAGAAGCGCUCGACCAAGUAGCCAAGAGAAACGCAAACGGUUAAAAAAAAAAAAAAAAAAGAGAAGAAUGGAUAACAUUAGCAAGUACCUGAAGGAGGAGGACUACUACAUUAAGUUGAAAAUUUUGAAGAAGCAGAUUGACGUGCUGAACAUACAGGAGGAGUACAUCAAGGAGGAGCACAAAAACCUGAAGAGGGAGCUGAUCCGGUCGAAGAACGAAAUAAAGCGCAUACAGAGCGUGCCGCUGAUCAUCGGGCAGUUCCUGGACAUCAUUGACAGCAACUACGGGAUCGUGAGUAGCACGGCGGGCUCAAACUACUACGUGAGGAUUCUUUCCACUCUGAAUAAGGAGGACUUGAAGCCAUCAGUUAGCGUGGCGUUGCAUAGACACAGCCAUUCGAUCGUUAAUAUCCUGCCGUCCGAAUCGGACAGCAGCAUACAGCUCCUACAAGUGAGUGAGAGACCAAAUGUAAAGUACACAGAUUUGGGAGGACUAGAUACGCAGAAGCAGGAAAUGAGAGAAGCCGUAGAAUUGCCUCUAAAAAGCCCAGAAUUAUAUGAAAAAAUUGGGAUUGAACCCCCCAUGGGGAUUUUAAUAUAUGGCCCCCCAGGUACUGGGAAGACGAUGCUUGUUAAGGCGGUAGCGAAUGAGACACAAGUUACCUUCAUUGGGGUUGUGGGUUCCGAAUUUGUGCAGAAAUAUUUAGGAGAAGGUCCCAGAAUGGUUAGAGAUGUAUUCAGACUAGCCAGAGAAAACUCCCCGUCUAUUAUUUUUAUAGAUGAAGUAGAUGCAAUAGCGACGAAGAGAUUUGAUGCACAAACAGGGGCAGACAGAGAGGUGCAGAGAAUCCUCCUAGAAUUAUUAAAUCAAAUGGAUGGCUUUGAUAAAUCUACCAAUGUGAAAGUCAUCAUGGCAACUAACAGGGCAGAUACCUUAGAUCCUGCUCUGUUGAGACCAGGGAGAUUAGACAGAAAAAUUGAGUUUCCUCUCCCCGAUAGGAAACAAAAGAGACUCAUUUUCCAAACCAUCAUUAGCAAGAUGAAUGUCAGCAGCGAUGUUAACAUUGAGAACUUCGUGGUGCGCACCGAUAAGAUAAGCGCCGCCGACAUUGCCGCCAUUGCGCAGGAGGCCGGCAUGCAGGCCAUUCGCAAGAACAGGUACAUCAUCACGGCCAACGACUUCGAGCAGGGCUACCGCACCCAUGUGAGGAAGCAGCUCCGCGAUUACGAGUUUUACAACGUAUAG
Messenger RNA from Plasmodium vivax (malaria parasite P. vivax), 1348 nucleotides. RefSeq names its product 26S protease regulatory subunit 6B homolog, putative. Bases 170 to 1348 code for a protein of 392 amino acids. The transcript is spliced from 2 exons. Gene Ontology annotation, molecular function: proteasome-activating activity; ATP binding; ATP hydrolysis activity. The record is from RefSeq and is a predicted model, not a curated record. Gene Ontology annotation, biological process: proteasome-mediated ubiquitin-dependent protein catabolic process. Lineage: Eukaryota; Apicomplexa; Aconoidasida; Haemosporida; Plasmodiidae. Gene Ontology annotation, cellular component: proteasome regulatory particle, base subcomplex.